CAAUAUAAGCAUGCGUAUCGGAUGAUUGAUCAAACGAGAGAGGUAGAGGCCGAAAUGAAAGCUCCUGAAGAUGCGAUUGGCGAAGGGCAUGGAUUUCGAUCGUAUCCCAAGGUGCGCCGAACACUUGAUAGGAUUAGAUUGGUCUCUACAUUUUCCGCGUUUCUGCUCGCGGCGAUUCGGCUUCAGACGCGAGUGGCGUGCUCGCCAUCUCCUGGCCCGCUCGCGCCGGCCUUGUACGUUUUCGGGGAUUCGCUGGUCGACAACGGCAACAACAACAAGUUCCCCACCCUUGCCAAGGCCAAUUAUCUCCCUUACGGAGACGACUUCUCGGGCGGCGUCACCGGGCGAUUCACCAACGGGAGGACCGUCCCCGACUGCCUCGCUGAAUUGCUGGGGCUGCCGUAUCCUCCAAUGUACAGGAGUUUUAAGGAAUCAGCAGUGACCACCGGACUGAAUUUCGCGUCCGGGGGAUGCGGCAUCCUCCCUGAAACGGGAAACUUCGCGGGCAAGUGUCUUAGCUUGGAGGAGCAAGUGAGGUUGUUCGAGAGCGCCGCCGUCAAUGAUCUACCGAGACUCUUCAAGAGCUCCGAUGAGUUCUCCGGCUACUUGGCCAAGUCGAUCUUGACCAUCUUUAUCGGCAACAACGACUACAUCCUCAACUACCUCAACCCGUUGAUCUACAACACGAGCAGAACUUACGAGCCUCAGCCAUUCGCGAAGCUCCUCGUCGCUACGCUCUCUCCGCAUCUAGAGAGGUUGUAUAAUAGGGGAGCAAGAAAGUUUGUUGUCUUCGAGAUUGGCCCGAUCGGGUGCAUCCCAACGAUCGCGAAGGGAUCGAAGCACGAGGGAGUAUGUGACGAAGGAUCGAACCUACUAGUUUCCUACUUCAAUCAAAUGCUUCAACCGAUGCUAGAGAACAUGACAACCAGUCUCGCGGGAUCAAUGUUCGUUCUCGGUAGAGCGAAUUCGCUUUGCUACGAUGCAAUACUCAAUCCCUCCAACUAUGGAUUGACGGACUCGAGAAACGCUUGCUGUACAACGUGGAUAAACGGAACUUUGCCGUGCGUCCCGUUGCUAACCCCGUGCCCCGAUGCUGAUAAACACUUCUUUUGGGACGGAUAUCAUCCGACCGACGUGGUUUCCUCGUUCUCGGCUUCUCGGUGUUUCAACGACACAAAUGUCUGUUCUCCGGUCAGCAUACAAGAUCUCGUGCAGAUAUGAUCGUCUCAUUUAAUUAGUCAUAUCUGAGGCUGCUUAUCACCUUGGGUUAUCAUCAUUGAUCAGAGGUCGUCUCUAGCGUACUAUUUCGUCG
This is a messenger RNA of Syzygium oleosum, 1312 nucleotides long. Its product is annotated as GDSL esterase/lipase 7-like. Lineage: Eukaryota; Viridiplantae; Streptophyta; Magnoliopsida; Myrtales; Myrtaceae. The transcript has 5 exons. The record is from RefSeq and is a predicted model, not a curated record. Bases 22 to 1221 code for a protein of 399 amino acids. Gene Ontology annotation, molecular function: hydrolase activity, acting on ester bonds.